UGCAAAUGAAAAAUGUUCUUCACAUAAUCUAAUACCAGAUGUUUUGUAAUUCUAAAGCUCAGAGAAGAAAACAGCUAGCUCUGCUAUUUCAGAUCUUUCACAGAUCCUAAACUCUCAAGACUUUUUAAAGAAUUCAGAUUUUUUAAGGAAUUCAAAUAAAGAUUCAGCUGACAAAGACCUAUCCCAUAUAACUCCAUUAAAGACCCAAGAUGUGUCAUUAACAAGAUUAUUGUCAAACAAAGAGAUAGAAGAUUUACUGUCUGUAAACACAUCAUCGCUUCAAGGGAAGGAAACAGUGACAGCAUCAUUCAUUUUACCCCAUGUUACUAAAAGAAAGCCACUGGGUAGUGACAUCUCAAAGGCUACUGUUACAGAAGAGAAAUUACAAAGUAAGACUGAGAAACAAAGUUACCAAGAAGCAAGAGAAUUUCAAGUUCAGGAUGAUGUACCAGAUAAAAACCUUACACUUAAGCAUCAAGACAAGAAGUCAAAAACAGAAAUGCAAGUAAAGAAACAAAAAACUUCCCACAGUAAAACAUUCAUUACCUCUCUUUAUGAAGCUAAUGGCAACAUAACAGAAGAAAAUCCUGUGGUUGAGCCUCAAGAGUCAAUGUCAAAAACCCAAAUGCAAGUAAAGAAACAAAAAAUUGCUACAGAGGAAAAACUCACUACUCAUGGUAAAGUACCUGAAAAUCCUGCGAUUGAGCCUCAAGAGUCAAUGUCAAAAACCCAACUACUAGUAGAAAAACAAAGAGCUUCAAAAGGGAUAAGAUUCUAUGUUCAGGAUGAGGUACCAGAAGAAAAUCACUUGCCUGAGCAUCAAGACUCAAUGUCAGAAUCAGAAAUUGAAGUGGAGAAACAAAGAAAUCAUAAAGAAGAAAGACUUAAUACUCUCAAGGAAGUGCCAGAUGAAAAUCUUAAGCUGGAACAUAAAGACUCAGUGUCAAAAACCCAAGUACAAUUAGAAACACAAAAAAAUUCCAUGGAGGAAAGAAUCAGUGUGAAAAAUGAAGUAGUCUCAGAACUUCCAGAUACAGCAGAUCUUCCACCAGUUAAUCCAUCAAUUAGUGAUCUAAUACUUCAAUUCGAUUUAAACAAAGUCAUAGAAACUGAUAUAGAACAACUGAAAAACUCCACUGAAAGACAUAUAUUGGAGAAGGAAAAGAAGAUACAAUCAAAGAAUCUCCCUGACACUGAUAGAGAACACCUCAUAGAUACUAUUGGAAGAGGUAUAGUAAAGAGAGAAAUCAAAACAGAGUCAAAGAGCCAUCCUGGGACUAAUGUAGAACAUUUGACAGAUGCGAUGGGAAGAGGUAUCAAAAAGGGACAAUUCAAGACACAAUCAGAAGUUCUCCCUGAUACUGACAGAGAACACCUCGUAGAUACUAUUGGAAGAGAUAUAAGAAAGACAGAAAUCAAGACAGAGUCAAAGAGUCAUCCUGCCACUGAUAGAGAACACCUCCUAGGUCCUAUUGGAAGAGAUAUAAGAAAAAGAGGAAUCAAGACAGAGUCAAAGAGUCAUCCUGAGACUGAUGUAGGACACUUGCCAUAUAAUGUUGGAAGAGAAAAAGUAACUGAUAAAAUCAAGACACAACUUAAAAGUCACCCUGGUGUGAAUUUAUUAAAAAACAGAUAUAUGUCCCCACAACAUCAAGAAGAUUUUUUUACCAGUCACAUUGCACCACAUAAAUUCCUGACAAACGGGAUCCCUUUUUCAUUCUUUAACAAUCAAGGUAUGAAUUUAUUUAAAAACAAAAAUAUGUUUCCACAUCAUCAAGAUUUACUUACGAAGAACAUCACAACAAGUAAAUUCCCAACAAAAGUGAUCAAUAUAUCACCCUUUGACAACCUAGGAAGAUCUUAUUACAUUUCACCUCAUGCGACUGAAUCUCCAAAAGCAUAUCAUGGAACAUCUAGGGUUAGGCCAAUCAUUCAUAAAACCAUCAAGUUUCCUCCACUGAAUAAAGAACCUUCAGGGCAUCUAAAAAAUUCUAUCUCAAACAAAAAAAAAGUUGAACUUACUCUGCCUGCUUUGAUCUCUACAACUAAAAAACCUAUCCAUAAAGUGUCAUAGACUGCUGCCUGGAAAUCUCUACCCUACCAUAUUUUUGAGAAUAAAUGAAUUCUGAUCAAGAUAACAGCAAAUUCAUGGAGAUAGCAAUGAACAUUGCAAGUGUGGAAGCCUUGAAAAAAUAACACUGACUUGAAAGGAUGGUGCUUAUUGAACAAUAGUGGGCAAUGCCCUGGAUAAGUAGGGUAGGUCCAUAUCAUAGAGGAGCUUAAUUGGCAGCAGAAUUCUUCUUUACUAUCUGGAGCAGAUUUGAAACUCUAAGAUCAAACUCUUUUUGUUGCUGAUGUUAAGAAAGGAGCUCUAUAUUGAAGUUCCAGCUUGCUUCUAUUCACUAAUAUCCCUGUAAUAAUUUCUGGUGUGAUGUAAAAACAAUUAAAUAAACUUUGUUCUCUACAUGUU
This is a messenger RNA of Suricata suricatta (meerkat), 2470 nucleotides long. Its product is annotated as coiled-coil domain-containing protein 7-like. Bases 500 to 2074 code for a protein of 524 amino acids. The transcript has 20 exons. NCBI's taxonomy places the organism in Eukaryota, Metazoa, Chordata, Mammalia, Carnivora, Herpestidae. The record is from RefSeq and is a predicted model, not a curated record.